Aspergillus mulundensis is the source of this 789-nucleotide messenger RNA. RefSeq lists its product as uncharacterized. Bases 1 to 789 code for a protein of 262 amino acids. The transcript is spliced from 2 exons. The record is from RefSeq and is a predicted model, not a curated record. NCBI's taxonomy places the organism in Eukaryota, Fungi, Ascomycota, Eurotiomycetes, Eurotiales, Aspergillaceae.
AUGACACUGAACGCUCCGGACUCUGGAAAGCAGUCUCCGCGUAUGGACUUGCUCGAUCCCUCUUUCGUCGCCGCAGUGCCGUCCCAGCCCGCAAAAUCGAUUGAGGAAGCUGAACACGCUUUCGCCAGACUCGAGCCAUUCCACCCAUCCUCAAUGGAUCUCCCUCUAGGAAUCCAAAACCACGACUCCAGCCCAGGCGCGCAAAUGCCAAACGGGUCCAUCCCGCCUGCUCACGCGCCAAACGGAUCCCCUCCAUCUUCAAGCGCAAAUGUCUACCAACCCCCCAUCCUGGCCGACUGGUACCCGGCGUACAUGGAAUGCGUGCGGCACUUCCUCAACCAGGCGCAGCACUCCGCGCCUGUGCAGUCGUUGGCGGCAUACAUGAACAUCCGACUCCCCUACCAACGCGCAAACCCCAUCGCGCACUUCGACGCCAAUCUCACCGAGAACGGGCAGUCCUGCGCGCAAUCCUCUCUGCGCCACUACAUCCGGCGGCUCGUCGCAACAGGGAACGACACGCCCGGCAUGCUUGAGGCAUUCUUCGGCCCGGACUGGGCCCCCGGCGUCGGCGGCAUCGCCAAGCAAGAGCGCCUGAAUUACCUCUUCACCGCGAAGAGCGCCGGGUACGCGGCUACGAAGGCUGCGUACGAUGUCCUGCCUGAUGAACAGGCGCCGUUCCUACGGCCUAUCCGCGAUGCGACGGAGGAGGAGAUCGCCAUGGCGGAGAAGUGCUGGAGUGAGUGGAUGGCGAUGGAGGAUUGGAUGGUGGGGCCGCGUAGUCCGUGGUAG